Molecule: messenger RNA, 464 nt
Organism: Rotaria sordida
Lineage: Eukaryota; Metazoa; Rotifera; Eurotatoria; Philodinida; Philodinidae
Source: the annotation of a GenBank genome assembly
AUUAUCGAUCAUUAUCAAGUGAAAUUUAUAAAGGAUUAUCAUUAUUUAAAUUAUUAAAUUAUUUAUGUUGUUUACCAAAUGGUAUUGAAUCUGAUUUACUUGAAAUUUAUGAUUGUCUUUGUUCAACAUUAAAUUUUAUUCGUUUUAUUGGUUUAAUUGAUAAACGAAAUAUAAAUCAAACAUUAAUAUGGACAGAACAUUUAAAUCAUUUAAAUGAAACAUUUAUAAAACCAUUAAGAAAAUCAAUUGAAUUAGCACGUGCACAUUAUAAACUUGAAAUAAAAAAUAAAAAAGAAGAUAAUAAACCACAACAAAUGGAUACAGAAAUAUUAGUAGAUAGUAAACCUUUAUCAAUGCCUAGUAAACAAGAACAAUUAGAAACUUUACAUUCAGCCGUAACAAAAUUUGAUAUUCUUGAUUGUAUACUUAGCACUCUUAGUGAAACAUUUGGUGGGGAAUUAUGA